AUGGCCUGGUGGCGCAGCGGGAAUCUCUACAGCGGGUGGUACAGACAGCCCAGCGCAUCAUUGGGGCUCCACUCUCUGCCCUCGAGAACAUCCAGAGCCAGCGCACUCUGCGGCGGGCUCAAAAAAAGAAAAGACGGAUGGAAAAUCUGUAAUCUUCAAAACAAAUAUUGGGUUCGAAUUUCUCUAUACGAUUUGGCGUCCAAUACAGCAGCUGGUUCAGAUGGAGACAGUAACCGGGAUGCAGACCAUGCUCCACAGGAUUACCCGCCAGCUCCAGGUCCAAUUCCCUUCAGAGAUGAUAAACAGGAAACAAUGGUGGUCAGACCUUACCCUCAGGUUCAAGCGCUUGGUCCACCUCAGACAGUGUCCAUUCAGCCUGGGACCCCUGUGACUGUUCCCGCCUCCACGGUUCAUCUCCCACAGGCCCAGUCUACAGUGCUCACUGAGGGACAAAUGAAGGCUGUUUUGAAGUCUCCAAUGCCAAGUCGACUGAUUGCUCCAGCUCCAGUUGUCAAUCAGGCCCACAUCCCCAAAGUUCCAGGCCACAUCACAGUAACUAUAGAGAGCAGCAUCGCUCCAACGCCAUCCAUUCCAGUAGCAACAAUUAGUGGUCAACAAGGUAAUUUGCAUCACUUGAUGCCCGCUAAUAUUCAAAUUAUUAGAGGCAGUGCACCUGCACUGCAGAUAGGAGCUCCUCCUGUCCCACCCCAAACCUUCACAUCUCAUUUACCUCGAGGAGCUGCUGCUGCAGCCGUUAUGUCCAGCUCUAAAACUGUCCUGCGACCAGCAACAGGAGCGAGUGUAGGCCCAGGCCCACCCACUGUACAGCAUAUUAUUCACCAAUCCAUUCAAUCCCGUCCUGCAGUGACCACUUCUACUCCUGUGAUCCCGACCGUUGUGGCGAGUCGCACUCAGUCUCCUGUCAUCAGUUCAGCUGUUAGCCAUUCUACAGAUAUAGUCCAUGGACGGCCUGGGAUGACCAUUCACCCCCCUCCAGCCGCAGUCAGUAUUCAGAGACCUCCAACAUCUCGAGACAUAGCGACUCGAAUCACACUGCCCUCUCACCCUGCAAUAGGAGGUCAGAAAGCUCAGCCUCCAAACACCAUGACGCAGAAAUCAAUAUUCAGCACCGUGACACCAGUGGCUGCGGCCACAGUGGCUCCAAUCGUGGCAACUAACAGUGUGCCUUCAACUACAGCUAUAGGCUCUGUCCCACACUCUCAAAUGACUAGUAACACAUUGGUGACCAUGACUGUGGCCUCUCACUCCUCUCAUGCUACUGCAGUGACAACCUCCACCAUUCCUGUCGCUAAAGUGGUUCCUCAGCCUAUUGCCCAUUCAACGUCUCGCGUGCAGCCGGAUUACCCAGGCGAACGGGCGAACCUCAUCCCCAUCUCUGGACACCGGGCGUCUCCCAACCCUGUCACAAUGGAACCCAGGAGCGACCGGCCUACUGUUCCUGUCCAGUUCCAGUAUUUCCUUCCAGCAUACUCGUCCUCCUAUCCUCUGACACACACCUAUACCCCCAUUAGCAGCUCUGUGUCCACUAUUCGGCAAUAUCCAGUCACUCCUCAAGCCCCCAGUUCUGCGCUGCCCACUCAGCCGGGAGUGGGAGUGGCCACGACGGUGCACCUGAACCACAUGCAGCUGAUGGCAGUGGACCGCAUCGGCUUGCCCUCGCCCCAGAUCAGCACCCAGGGGAUCCAGCAGGCCCCCAUCACGGCUCAGGGCAUCCAGCCUUCACAUAUAGGAGUCCAGGGUCUGCACGGCUCCGCCCCCAUCACCACGCAAGGACUACAGCAGGCCACCGGUGUGACCCAGCAACCACAGCAGCAACCGCAACAAGGCCAGGGUGAUGCUAAACCAGUUGUCUUGGCCGACGGGUUCGUAGCCAGCCCCAUCAGCACCACGUUUGGGGGGACCCAGCCUGUAGCCACCAUGGUCCAAGCCCACCCCCAGGGAGCCUCUGUGGGGGGAGGUCCCACUUUAGUGUCCUCCCCGCGGCCCAGCAUCCUCCGGAAGAAGCCUGCCGCCGAAACGUGUGUGCGCAAAAACUUGAUUCCGGCUCAGCCCAGUGACCAGGGUGGGGCUAGGAUGGAGACCGCAGUGAGAGCAGCCGGAUCCCCCAGACCUGCAGGUCUGAAGCCUAAAACAGAGGUGCACAUUGCCGUGGCUCCUCCCGUCAUGGCGGCGGUGGAGGCAUUACCCUCUCAGCCUCUGGAGCAGCACAUCGUCUCCACGGCCCCGCAGCACAUGGCCCAGGCCCUGCCCACCAUGCUUUCUGCCCCAGGACCCGUGCCUCUCUCCCAGCCCUCCACGGUGCUCUCGGCUCUGCCCGCAGCCAUGGCCGUCACUCCCCCCGUGGCCGCGUCCAUGGCCAACGCCGUGGCUUCACCCACUCAACCCGCAGCGAGCAGCACCGUGUCCUGUGUCCCCAGCUCCACCGAGAUCAAGAUCAAACAAGAGGCGGAGCCAAUGGACACCAGCUCCCAGCAGCAAGAUUCCAAUGCUAGCUUGUCGUUGGCUCCCACACUCGGCUCUCAGGCCGCUUCUAUGGCCACGUCUGCCCCAGGAGAGCUUAUUCCAGGGGCCUCACCGCGAAAGAAGCCCCGCAAACAGCAGCACGUGAUCUCCACCGAGGAGAGCGAGAUGAUGGAGACCAACAGCACGGACGAGGAGAAGGCCACAGGACGACCCAUCACAGGGAGAGCGGAGAGGAGAGAGUCCCCGCCCAGAGAAUAUGUCGAUGAGGAAGGCGUGCGGUACGUGCAGGUCCGCCCCCGACCUCCCGUCACCCUCCUCAGACAUUACAGAAACCCCUGGAAGGCCGCGUACCACCACUUCCAGCGCUACAGCGACAUCCGCGUCAAAGAGGACAAAAAGGGGAGUCUACAAGAAAUGGCCAAUCAGAAAGGAGUGGCUUGCAGAGCUCAAGGCUGGAAGAUCCACUUGUGCGCCGCGCAGCUAAGACAACUGACAAAUUUGGAGCAUGAUGUGUACAGCCGUCUGUCCACUCUCCAAGAAGGACUGAUCCCAAAGAAGAGAGCGGGAGGCGACGACGACCUGCAUAGAAUCAAUGAGCUCAUACAGGGCAACAUGCAGCGGUGUAAACUGGUGAUGGACCAGGUCACAGAAGCCCGUGACACAAUGAUGAAAGUGCUGGAUCACAAGGACAAAGUGCUAAAGCUGCUCAAUAAAAACGGCGCAGUGAAGAAGUCCUCCAAAUUAAAGAGGAAAGAGCGAGCCAAGACACACGCCACAAAGGAACAAGACGCAAAGGAAAUGUCCAGCAUGAUGCAUCUGAGUAAGGGGGAUUUCGUGUGGGUGGACACAGGAAGUGGGAUUCCCAUCGGCGCCGAGGUCAAAGUCACAGACACUGGACAACUGCAGCUGAUCGACGAUGAGGGAAAGGUGCACAAGAUCGACAAGAAGAAGGAGGUUUCCAUCAGACCCAUGCACCCAACCGCCGUGAAAGGAGUGGACGACAUGAUCCGACUGGGAGACCUGAACGAGGCGGGGCUGCUCCGAAACCUGCUUGUGCGUCACAAAGAGGGCAUCAUCUAUACGUACACCGGCUCCAUCCUGGUGGCCGUGAACCCAUACCAGCUGCUGCCGCUCUACACCACAGAGCACGUGCACAUGUACACGGACCGGCGGCUGGGAGAACUGCCCCCACACGUCUUCGCCAUCGCAGACAGCUGCUUCUUCAACAUGAGGAGGAACCAGAGGAACCAGUGCUGCGUCAUCAGCGGUGAAUCUGGAGCGGGGAAAACAGAGAGCACCAAACUCAUACUGCAGUUCCUGGCGGCGGUCAGCGGACAACACUCAUGGAUCGAGCAGCAGAUUCUGGAGGCCAACCCCAUCCUGGAGGCUUUUGGAAACGCCAAAACUGUUCGAAAUGACAACUCCAGCCGCUUCGGGAAGUACAUCGACAUAAACUUCACGGAGGGAGGAGCCAUUGAAGGAGCUCGCAUCGAACAAUAUCUGCUGGAGAAGUCCAGAGUCUGUCAUCAGGCACCGGAGGAGAGGAACUACCACAUCUUCUACUACAUGUUGAUGGGAAUGUCGGCCGAGCAGAAGAAAACUCUGUCACUAGGGACCACUGCAGAAUACAACUACCUCACCAUGGGAAAGUGCACAAGUUGCGAGGGCCGAGACGACAUAAAGGAGUUCGCACACUUCCGCUCUGCCCUGAAGAUCCUCAUGUUCACAGAGAGCGACUCCUGGGAAAUCUACAAACUCCUGGCUGCGAUCCUUCACCUCGGGAAUGUCCGCUUUGAAGGCACUAUUGUGAACAACAUGGAGAGCUGCGACAUUAAGAAAUCUUCCCAUUUUAACAUGACUGGAAAACUGUUAGAGGUGGAGCCCAAGUCUCUGGGGAAAGGUCUGACGGAGCGUUCGCUUAUGACCAACAGAGAAUGUGUGACGAGAUCUCUGACAUCUGCACAAGCGGUGGACGGCAGGGACGCAUUUGUCAAAGCCAUCUAUGGGAGAUUGUUCAUUUGGAUUGUGGACAAAAUCAAUGAAGUUAUUUAUAAACCAGAAACUGAGGAUUCGAACAGAGCUCCAAACUCCAUCGGCCUCCUCGACAUCUUUGGAUUUGAAAACUUUAAAAACAACAGUUUCGAGCAGCUCUGCAUAAACUACGCCAACGAGCAGCUACAACAGUUCUUUGUGCGGCACGUUUUCAAACUGGAGCAAGAGGAAUACGCACGAGAAAGCAUCGUCUGGGAACGCGUCGACUACAAAGACAACCAGCACACCCUGGACGUUCUGGCCAGCAAGCCCCUCAACAUGCUUUCUCUGAUCGACGAGGAGAGCAGCUUCCCCAAGGGGACAGAUACGACUAUGCUGCAAAAGAUAAAUCAAGUCCACGGUAAAGGAGGGGUCUAUGUUCCCCCAAAGAACGACUACGAGACACAGUUUGGAGUCCGCCAUUUUGCCGGGGAGGUCUACUAUGAUUCCAAAGGUUUUCUGGAGAAGAACCGUGACGCCCUGAGCUCCGAUCUGAUCCAGGUGGUGGAGACGUCAGACAAUAAACUUCUAAAGCAGAUCUUUCACAAUGAAGUGUCCACAAACAGCGGAAUCAAGUCCAGCGCCAACCCCAGGAUGAUCAUCAACGCCAGCAAGAGCAGCCUCCGGCAAAUGAACGACGGGAAGAAGCGCGUGCCGACUCUGACGUACCAGUUCCGUCAGUCGCUGGAGUCUCUGAUGAAGACGCUGACCGUGUGCCAGCCGUACUUCAUCCGCUGCGUCAAACCCAACGACUUCAAGAAACCCAUGUUGUUCGACAGAGACCUGUGCAUGCGGCAGCUGCGUUAUUCCGGAAUGAUGGAGACAAUUCGCAUCCGGAAAGCUGGGUACCCCGUCCGCUACACUUUCAGCGAGUUCCUGGACCGCUACAGGGUCCUCCUCAAAUCUUCUGUCUGUGAUCCCAAAAAGGAGAGUAAGCAGAAGUGCUGUGAGAGCAUUUGUCACACUGUGCUGACGGGAGAAGGAGACUGGAAAACCGGCAAGACCAAGAUUUUCCUCAAAGACUUCCAUGACACGAUGCUGGAGCUGGAGCGGAUGAACUCUCUGCACACAAAGGCUCUCUUGAUCCAAAAGGUUCUGCGAGGAUUCAAAUACCGGAAAGAGUUUUUGAGGAAAAGGUCUGCAGCCCUCGUCAUACAGAAACACUGGAGAGGACACAAGGGGAGAAAGCUGUAUCGCACCGUCAAACUGGGCUUCGGGAGGCUCCAGGCGAAGGUGCGAUCUCGGCAGCUGCAGUUCCAAUACAAGAGGAAACGAGAGGCGGCCGUUUUGCUCCAGACUCAGAUCAGAGGAUUUUUGGCCCGAAAGGAGUGGAGACGGAAGCAGAGCGCCGUCCUCCUCCUCCAGGCCAGACUCCGGAGAGCUCUGCGCAGGAAGGCAGAGAGGAAGAAGUUCACAGAUAUGAAGAAGUCUGCUGCAGAGAAGGCGGCCGAGCAGCAAGAGAUCCUCCGGAAGCAGAAGUAUUUGAACGAGGUUUUGGAGAAGAAGCGUGAGGAGAAAGAUCAGACCCCCAAACUCACGGAUCAGGAGAUCGACUCCAUCUUUGAUGUUAUUCCUGAGUUCAACAAGGGAUUCGAGAAGUACGACCGUUCCAGGAUGAUUUCUGAGGAAAUCGAUAUCGACGAAGAGCUGAUGUUGAAGUACGAUGACCAGGACGACUUCGACGACCUGGACGAAUAUUCCUUCUCCAAAUUCGCGUCCGUCUUCUUCCAGGGAGCGGCCACAUACACACACAUCAGGCAGAGGCUGCGAGAGCCGCUGCUGCACCACGAGGACGAGGGGGACGUGAUGGCCGCGCUGACUGUGUGGUGGAUCAUUCUCCGGUUCAUGGGGGAUUUGCCUGAACCUAAGAAUCCAGUCCAAGUGAAUCAAAGAGGUCAAAGGAACGAUGUCAGGAGUCAGACUGGUGUUGACGUUUUGAUCGGAGAAGGACCCACACUCGAUCGUCCUCUGACUACUCUAGAGAAACUGCACAUCAUUGUGAGAUACGCGAUACUCAGAAGUGACCUGAGGGAUGAGAUAUACUGUCAGAUCUGCAAACAGGUCCAGGAGAACAACAACAGGAACAGUUAUUUCCGUGGGUGGAUUCUGCUCUCUUUGUGUCUGGGUAUUUUUCCUCCCAGUGAGAAAUUCGCCAAAUAUCUUCAAAGCUUCAUCCGGUUUGCCCCUAGUGGUUACUCAUCGUACUGCGCUGAGAGACUGAGGCGCACAGUGCAGAACGGAGUUCGCUCAGAGCCUCCUAGUUGGCUGGAACUACAGGCGACCAAGACCAAAAAGCCCAUAGUGGUGACCCUGAGGUUGCUGGACGGUCGCUCCAUGACCCUGGCGGUGGACUCGGCCUCCACUUCCAAAGAGAUCUGUCAAAUGCUUGCAAACAAAAUCAAACUCAGGGAUACGUUUGGAUUUUCUCUCUAUGUGUCGCUGUUUGAAAAGGUGUGGGCUCUGGGCAGCGGGCGGGAGCACCUGAUGGACGCUGUCUCUCAGUGCGAGCAGGAGGUGAAGCGCAGGGGCGGGCAGGAGCAGCAUGCCCCCUGGAGGCUGUUCUUCAGAAAGGAGGUCUUCGCUCCGUGGCACGACUGCAGCCAGGACGACGUCAGCACGCAACUCAUCUACAAACAGAUCAUCCAAGGACUCAAGUCUGGAGAGUACCAGACGCCCAAGCAAGACGACCUCGUUGACCUGACGACUAAACACCUUUACAUCCAGCACGGUGCGACCUGCGGUCCAAACGACGUGAAGGCGGCGGUUCAAGACUGCAUCAGCAACACUCUGCUGGAGGCCAAGUCCGAGGCCAAGUGGACACAGAUGGUCAGCACGGAACACUCCCAGAAUCCAUUUGUGAGUCAGAGGAAGAACCCUGAAGAGGUGAAAGCGGAGCUGGUGGACUACGCCAGAGACAAGUGGCCGAUGCUUUUCUCCAGGUUCUAUGAGAUGGUGAAGACCUCAGGUCCUGCUUUGCCCAAGAGUAAGUUCAUUGUGGCAGUGAACUGUAUGGGAAUCACGUUUCUGGAUGAGAGAGAGAGAAAACUGCUCAACCUCAGCUACCCAGAAGUCACUGGAGUCAACAUCAGCAAGGAGGGGAAAGGCUCUGGUCAGAGAGUGAGUUUGGUGACCCUGAAAGGAGACUUCACGUUGAGUGGCACUCGAGCAGACGACAUGGCGGAGCUGGUCACCAUGUUCCUGAGUGGACUGACAGAGCGCUCUCAGUACGCCCUGGCUCUGAAGGACGGGGAGAGCACAGAUGACCCCACAUUCCUUCGCUUCAAAAAAGGAGAUCUCAUUAUCCUUGUUAAGGACAAUGAGUUUGCCCAGCAGCGGGGUUGGAUCAAGGGGCAGAGUGCGGGCUCAGGGAAGACCGGAGCAGUGCCCUUAGAAGCGAUUCUGAUUUUACCCACGCUCGCCAAACCAAGCAAUGAAGUGAUGAGCCUCCUGAAUCUGCCUCCGAACCAAAGAAAGAACAUUCCCAUUGAGACCGGGACCGUGGAGAGAGUGGCUCCGGCGACUCUCAGGGAAUACUCACUGCAGAAUUUUAGGCAGCCGACUAAAGACGUGAACAAGCAGGUUAUGUCCAGAAAUGCUGCUCCCGAGCGUCUGUGGGUGAACUCCAGAGAACCCAUCCGACAACCGCUGCUCAUGAAGCUCAUCGGAAACUCAGAACUCAGCCACAAAGCCUGCCUCGCCUUCACCGCUAUCUUGAAGUACAUGGGAGACUAUCCGACCAAACAGACCCAGAGUCCCCUGGAUCUCACGGACCAGAUCUUUGGACCGGCCACUCAGUAUGAGCCUCUCCGGGACGAGAUCUACUGCCAGAUCAUGAAGCAGAUGACCAACAACAACAACCGGUUCAGUCUGGACCAGGGCUGGCAGCUGCUGUGGCUCUGCUGUGGCCUGUUCCCUCCCAGCCAGUCCCUCCGCAGACACGCGCAAAAGUUCUUGGAGACGAGGCCGAGAGAGACGCUGGCCUCAGACUGUCUGCAGCGCAUGCAAAACUCACUCAGAAUGGAGCCCAGGAAGCUGCCUCCUCAUCAAGUGGAGGUGGAGGCCAUUCAACACAACAGUCUCCAGAUCCUCCACAAAGUCCAGUUCCCCAACGACACGGAAGAGAUUUUUGCAGUGAACACGACAACCAAGAUCAAGGACCUGAUUCAGAACAUCACCAAAAAACUCAAACUGGCUUCAGCCGACGGAUUCAGCCUCUUUGUCAAGACCCACGACAAGGUCCUGAGUUUGAAUGAGACGGAGUAUUUCUUCGACAGUCUCAGACAAAUCACAGACUGGUCCAAAAAGUCCAAGAGGAUCAAGGAUGCGCCUGGACCCACUACCAUCUCCUAUGUGGUCUUCUUCAUGAGGAAGCUUUGGUUUAAUGUGGUCCCAGGACGAGACCUCGAAGCAGAUCUAAUGUUCUAUUUCCCUCAGGAGCUGCCAAAGUAUCUGAGAGGUUAUCAUGUUUGCACAAAAGAGGAAAUGGUUUCUAUCGCAGCUCUGCUUUUCAGAAUAAAAACCAACAACGAUAAGACGCAGUUAGUGACACUCACCAAGUCCCUGAAGGAGUUGGUCCCGGCCGACCAACUCAAGGCCAUGUCCGACAACGAGUGGAAGAAGACAGUUGUCGCUGCCUUCAACAGUCAAGGAAACAUGACGGUGGACGAGGCCAAAGUCUCAUUUCUGAAAAUGGUUUACCGCUGGCCCACGUUCGGAUGUGCCUUUUUUGAAGUCAAGCAAACGUCUGAACCCAACUUCCCUGACAUCGUGCGAAUAGCCAUCAGUAAACAGGGUCUCACUAUAAUUCACCCCAAAACAAAGGAGGUUCUUGCCAAUCAUCCGUUUAACCGGAUCGCUAACUGGUGCAGUGGAAGCACUUAUUUCCACAUGACCGUCGGAAACCUGGUCAAAGGCAGUAAAUUUCUCUGUGAAACCUCAUUAGGUUACAAAAUGGAUGACCUCAUAACGUCGUAUGUGAACAUGUAUUUGAGAGAAAAACGAGCUCUUCAAACCACCAGGAACCCAUGCUUCGACAUCUGA
Molecule: messenger RNA, 9555 nt
Organism: Knipowitschia caucasica
Lineage: Eukaryota; Metazoa; Chordata; Actinopteri; Gobiiformes; Gobiidae
Source: the annotation of a GenBank genome assembly